Nerophis ophidion (straightnose pipefish) is the source of this 6067-nucleotide messenger RNA. RefSeq names its product C2 domain-containing protein 2. The transcript is spliced from 13 exons. Bases 566 to 2569 code for a protein of 667 amino acids. The record is from RefSeq and is a predicted model, not a curated record. NCBI's taxonomy places the organism in Eukaryota, Metazoa, Chordata, Actinopteri, Syngnathiformes, Syngnathidae.
GUUACAGUUUGUGCCACAUAUCCCUUCCAGAACUUGCCGUACAAUUACACCGCACAUACAACCCGAGUCCUGCGGCGGACUUGUUUUUUUAUUAUUGUUUUUUUGUUAUUUUAACCGCUGGAAACUUUCUUUAAAAAAACCGGAACGUAUCUACUGACGGCUAACUGCUGACUUCCGACAUGAUUCCCCAUUUUUUUUUUUUUUGGACGCGGUUAACUUUAGGAGCUCCCGCCGCCAAGGAGCUCGGUGACGCGGGGAUUAGCCAAAACGAGCUAACGAAGGAAUAGAAUGCAGAUGUUUUAUCAUGUCGCAUCGAUAAAUUACUUUUAGCUUUCCUGCAAGGUUCUAAAAAGCUGUCGAAGUGUACAGUUUGAGACUUUCAGCUGGAUUUAUGGAGCGACAUGGAUAAGAGGCAUCAGUUGUUUUGGGGGUUGAGGGCACUACGGUAAUAUAGGCUCUGCCUUAAUUAGUAAUUACGGUAAUUAUGAUUGUUAUUUACUCGGGUAAAUAACAACAAGGAUGAUGCAGCAGCUGUGUUAAGCUCCAGUCUUGGCUUAAUCAAAACAUGUCCAGCGCGCAAAGUUCAUAUUUUGCUGUGGACGAUCCGCAGUGGCUAUGUAUGGUCACACUUUUUAUCGCUUCCCUGGUUACCCUGCUACUGUAUUUGGCUCAGUAUUUCCAACUAAGGGCAGCACGGUGGAGGAAGACGGCAGCGGAGGACAAUGCGGCGAAGGAGGAAGCCGCCUCUCUGCUGCGAUGGGCGCUGUCACUGAAUAGCUGGAAGAGUCAGUGGAGAUCAGCGUGGUGCAGCGCUUUGAACGCUCAAUCCAGGGAGAAGAGUGGGAGUCCAUUUCUUCUGACCUUCGAUGAAGAUGAUCUUGAAGCAUCAGAGUUUGUCGUCCAACAAGUGUUCCACUGUAAGAAGUCUGCGCAACAUAAGGCUGCUUGCUGCAGUGUGGUCAGUGACAAGCUGCAGUUUACUCUCCACGCCUUCCCGGCCACAUCUUCUGCUGAUUCUUCCAAAUAUACGGUCUGCAUAUCACCACUGGACUUGCAGCUUGAUUUGCUGAUGCAGGAAGCUGACGAUGAGGUCAACGUAAGCUGGGGGGUUUCUCACCUGAAGAUGGGCGUGCUGCAAGUGACACCUGCUCCAUCACAGGACGAUGUCAGCAAAACCUGUGUGGCCGAAGUAAAAGAGCAGUUGAAACAAGUGCUGUGUAAGACUUGUCCUUCUGUUUUAUUGAAAUGCGAGCCUGCUCAGGUCACUGAGGUCAAGGAAACGUGCAAUAGAGUGUUCUCGCCCCCUAAACCCCCCCGUGCCCACGACUGGAAACUGCUGGUGAAAAACAUUCGUGUGGCGCUCAAUCUGCAGGAAGAUGUUGCAGGCAGCAUCAAUCCUGUAUGUGUGCUGCAGUUAGAUGACCCUCCACAGAAGUUUAAUACGUCUGUUUUAGAGAACACAACCAAUCCUGCAUGGGACCAUCCUUUUGUUUUUGAACUGAAUGGACGAUCCAAAGAACUCAUUAUUCAGCUGAUGAAUGAUGUAUAUCAGCAUGAGGACAGCCUUCUAGGCCAGGUAUCAGUGCCUUUUGACCUCGUUAAGAAGCAGCCUAAGGGACAGCAAACAUUUUCCCUUAUGACCAAAGAUGUAAAGACUGGAUCACUUACUACUGAUUUUACCUACCUGGAUCCAAAUGAGGUGCGCUCCUGGCAGCCCCCAACCCCAGCUUCCACCAAGAGGGUAGAGAUGGACCGUACAGUCAUGCCCUGUGGCACGGUGGUCACCACCAUCACUGCAGUCAAGAGCAAACCAGGUCGACUGCUCCCUCCAGGACUCAGCAUUGAUUCUUUACAAAAAGCACAGGUACACAAGCCGAAGCUUUCAGAGCGACAUGUUUCAGAGCAGACGUCCCUGCUAGGAUCUACGGUUAGCAAGGUCUUGUCUUCUUCGGACACCGAGUUGCUGAUGCUCAACGGCACUGACCCGGUGGCUGAGGCCGCCAUCAAACAACUGCACCAGUCUGCCAAGCAGACGCUCCGGUCACCUGUGAAGAAGAGUACCAUUAUCAUCUCCGGGAUUGCAAAAACACCAAUGUCCCAAGAUGAGGAGCUGGCUUUGAUGGCAGGCUACGCAGCUGCCAUGGAUGCCUCAAUGUCAGACGGGAGCUCCAGUCAGGAUGUGACCACAGCGGUCAUGUCAGGGAACAGCAGUCCUCCAGAGAUGUCCGAAAAUGAGGAGGGGCCAGGUGGCAUGGGCGGUCCACCUGUAGACUGGGAGAAUCACACUGGAGAGGACUUGAACCACACCUCAAUCUCCAUGUGCGUGCCAGAGGUCAGCUGCAAAAAGAGAAGAGGCAGUUUCCUACGUAAGAGCGCCAAGCUCUUCUUCCGGCGGCGACACCAGCGCAAGGACCCCGGGAUGAGCCAGUCGCACAAUGACUUGGUGUACCUGGAUUCCACCGCAGUUGAAGAGCGCGCCAGCAAGACCGCCACGCUUAGCCGCAUGCUGAGCCGCAGGAGUAAGAGCAAAUCCAACGGCUCGACCUCCACUGGACAAGCAACCGAGUGACAACUUCAACAACCACCACCUCAAACACACACUUUUUCUUCUUCUAAAGGCUGACCUACAUUCUAUAGACUCUGCAGGUGUGUGAGUGGGCUUUAAUUUUGCAUGUCUUCUCAAUGUGCUUUUAUCCAUCUUUUGAAAAAGUUCCUUUGUGGCCUUGAUACGGACUGAAGAGGCCAAUGUGGGCCUGCAUCUUCACCUUCCUGAUGCUGCAUGGAAAAAGUGUGACCCAUCCUUGGUGUGAUUUGUUGCUUUCCUGUGGUGAGUCAACAGGACCAAAGAUGCUGAGUGCUAGUUGUGUGAUUUGCACAUUUCCAGUACCUUUUUCUAUUUCAGUGCAAUGACAGAAACUGCUUGUGUGUCAGAGAGACUCUUGUGUUGUUCCAAAUAGUCACAAAGGGAGAUAAUAUUUCAGUGCAAAUGAGAGUGAUAUGACUACUUCUGGACAUUAAUAGUAUGAAUUAUGGUAUUUAAACAACAGUGUCCAUUACAGUGUUUUAUUUCCUUCAAGUUGUAUUCCAAGAGGUGUGGGUGUGUUUGAUAAGCACCCACAGUAAGAAUAUCAAGCAAACAGCCUUGCUGAAUGAGUGGUAAUGACAUGUAAUAACAAGGUGAGUGGGAAUUAAGGUGAUCUCAAUUACAUAUCAACAUCAGUGUCAAAAAUAUGCAAGAUGAAAAGACACUGGAUAAUGUAAGACUUUAAACAAUUCUCAUGGAAUUGAAUCGAUCGCAACUGGACUGUCCAGGAAGAUGUGUGGCCUCUCAUCUGACAGGUUUCAUCCGUUCAUCAGCUUUAGCCUGAGGGCUAGGUGCAGGAUCCACAGUAUUUAUCCUCUAAGGCUGGGAUGUCCAAACAUUUUCCAUUAAGGGCCACAGACUGAAAAUUUAAAGCAUGCAAUUUUUUUUUUUAGUAUUUCUGUUUUCAAAACCAGUACUAUACUAUAUAUAGCUAUGAUUAUUAGGAGAACCGCUAAAAUGUUAGCUUUGUGUUAUUAGUGUCAACAUUGAUACUUGUUCCCGCUAAAAUACACUUCUGCUCUUUUAUUGCAAGUAUGUUUCUUUUGUUUCCUAAUAGCAUUUUUAGAAUUUUCCGUGGGCCACACUUUAAGCAUACCUUAAUAACUAGAAUGGUUUCACUCUUCUGACUGUUGUUGGGCUGGAAUCUCCCUUGUCAGUAUUUCCUAAUAUGGGGCUUCAUAUGGCGCAUAAAAUACUUACACACGCCGUGUUUCUUUUUUCUUUUUACACUUUGGGUCAGGCAUUAAAUACAAAGCGCCACAACUCCUUUUCUUUCUGAUUGGUCACUUCAUGUCAGAUGACAAAAUACACUAAUAUUAACUUGUUUCGUCUUGGAAUUGGCUCUGACUAUGAGACACUCAGCGUUUAAAAUGACCAAUCGGAAAGGAGAGUUGCCUAUCUCUAAGUACCAAUAAGGAGAAACAGUCUGCAUGUGCACUAACACACAUUUAAUGGCUUUUAUGCCACUGUUUUGAUGCCAUACAUUCCAACCAAACAACUGUUGUUGGCUGGCAAUUCUCACUCUACUGUAUUAUUUCUUAACAUCUGUCGUUUUGCGCCACGAAAAAGUAGAAGCAUGCUUGUUGGGGCAUGUCUCUAUCUUAAGGUGCUCAGAUCCCCUUGUACUGCGCCUUGUUUACGUUUUCUUUCAUGGCGUCCUACACUGGCGACCAGAAAGUAAAGCUGUUCUAGCCUCUACCUGCUCAUCGAACUAAAGAGACUGUCAGUGGUGCAUAAGGACAUUGAAUACUGCAAGAAACAAGGAAGGGAAGUAUUCUCUGCAAGCUGUUCCCAGCAACUUUUUUGUGUGUGACGCGAGUGUGCGAAGGAGAGGCCGCGCAGGCAGAAAACAUGAGCUGCGCACGCAGUGGCCUGCCAGACAUCCACCCUGAGUACGUUCAGACAUUUUCGGACAAAAAAGAGCUGGCAAAAUAUAAGAUCAAAACACUAGAUUUUAGAAAAAAAAAAAAAAGAAAAAUAGUGAAUUAUCUGUCCAUGCAUCUAGUUAAUUUUACAUGAUAAGACAUCCUAAAUUAAGAUUUGUAUAUCUAGAGAUAGGCUCCAGCAACCCCGCGACCCCGAAAGGGACAAGCGGUAGGAAAUGGAUGGAUGGAUAUCUAGAAAUUAGCAGGACUUUCAAAAUAAAAAUAAGUAUAUAUAUUUUUUGAAAACUAGCAUUAUUCAACUCGCAAUACUUAAAUUAAGCAUCAUCGGGAUGCUGCAGAAUCUUGAGACAAGAUGUAUUUGAUGUGUGGGAAACCAAAUGAUCUUAUUUGAAUUGUUAUUUUCUAAUUUUUUACAUUUUAAAACUAAAACAGACAAUCUAAUUAUUCAUGCUAAAAUUAAGAUUAUUAAAUCAAUGGCUAAAUGUAAGUAAACUUAAAACUAGGGAAAUUGCUCGAAAUACAAUUGUAUGUCUAAGUCUAAAUUUUGGCAUGUGGCAAAAAAAAAUUGCAUUAGGCCUGUGUAUGUUUGGCUCUUUAGAACAGUGGUCCCCAAUCUUUUUUAGACCAAAACCAGGGGGCAGGGGACUAAGCAGUACAAAUAACAAUAAAAGGGGGAAAUUAUUACAAAUUAUAAAUUAUAUCACACCAAAAUAAGCUCAUCCUAAUGCAGAAUAAGCUCGCUGGCCGGCUUACUGUAACAGUGCGAUAGUGUGACAGACGGGCCAAAAAUUUAUUUGUGGCCUUUCAAUUGAACCAUGGGAGCACUACCUGAGAGGAUAAAUACUGUGAAACCUGCACCUUUCGAUUAGAGCUGUCCUUGUAUUUGAUUAAAAAAUUGAUGACGCCUGCUGCGAGACAACCUGAACAGUCCAGGUGUGAUGGAGUCAAUGACCUGAUCAAUGAGACACAAUGUGUGUGUUUGAAAACAGUAUGCAGCGUUUAUCCAAGUCUUCCUCAGAGAUGUUUAACAAUGACUAAAUCGACCAGCACAGUGAGUAGGGCUUGUUGUUUACUUUUUAAUCAUCGGAUUACUAGUCCUGUUGUUUUUAUCUUCAUGCGGUUUUAAAUACGUUUAAAAAGAAAUCCGGAUAACGAUUUUAUCUUGAAGUAGCUUCAUCGUGCAGUAGCGAUACAUGGCGAUGCAAAGCAGCCACAUGCAGCACUAAGAUUGCCUUACAGUCUUCCUAGCACAAGUCUUGUAUUAUAGACUUGUUGUUUCUUCCCUCAGCUGCUUUGUUUCCAUGCACAAUGCCUCGUCUUAACGCCUACGCACAGAUGAAAAUUGCUACUCGACACAAUUGGAUACUAGUACGAACAUUUUACAAGUGCAAAUCCAUGACAACACUCUUCUCCUAACUUUAAGAAUUGUAGUAUUACAUUUACAAUGUAGUUAAACUAAAAGGGCUACUGAGGUUUUUUUGUUGGCUUUUUUCCACACCGAUCCAGAUCAUCUGUACUGUUCCAGAAUUGAACUGCAGUUUUAACAGAUUCAACAAGUCAUUUAAUUUCCAUCAAUAAACACUCAGACUGGCACGGA